AUGUCUUCUUUAGGGUCGGGUCCCCAGCAGGAUUUAUGUCUGCGUCAAGGAAGAUUACAGCUAAUAGGAUUUGCUUCUUGGAGGCUGUUGGCAUGUUUGGUGCAAACCCUGCACAGUGCUUUCUUAAAGGAGAAUAUGGACCCAAUGUGUCAUAUUUUUCUUCUUCUUCUGGCCUUCCACAAGAUAAACCCAUCUGUUUCGUCUUGUGUCACAGGAUGCUCUUGUUCUCAAAACAGCUUUGGAAGGAGUUUGCUUUGCAUGUCUGCACUGCUGAGGCAGAUCCCUGCAAACAUCCCUCAAGAUAUCCGGAAAAUUAGAAUAGAAAAUUCUCACUUAACAGAAUUGCCUCGUGGGUCUUUUGAGAACAUUAGUGCCUUGGAGUAUCUCUGGCUCAAUUUUAACAACAUCACAGUGAUGCACAUCAAGAGCCUGGAAUAUCUGCCGGCUCUGAAGGAGCUGCGCUUGCAAGGGAACAAAUUAAGUUCUGUGCCAUGGACAGCGUUUCAAGACACUCCGGUUCUGAAAAUCCUGGAUCUGAAGCACAACCGGCUGGAUGUCCUUCCAGAACAUGCGCUCCGCUAUCUGCCCAACCUGACCUAUUUAGAUCUAUCCUCAAAUCAGCUUACCGUCAUAUCCAGGGAUGUCUUCUACAGCUGGCCCGUCUACCAGAGAAGCCAGAGGGCGGAGGGGCAGAUAGAAGCUAUUUCCAAUGCUGUCCUGGCCCUUCAUGACAACCCCUGGAUUUGCGACUGUCGCCUGCGGGGAUUUGUCCAGUUUAUCAAGUCAGUCAGCCCACCUAUUAUUCUGAUGAAUUCCUAUUUAACUUGCUCAAGCCCAAAAUUCAGGGCAGGGAAGUUUUUUCAUGAAGUGGAGCUCAAAAGCUGCAUGAAGCCCCUGACCUCAGCCCUUGACACCAACCUGACAGUCCCAGUGGGGCUGAACGUCACCCUGACCUGCUUUGUGCAAGCCAGCCCUUCCCCAGCUGUCUGGUGGACCUAUGCACUCAAAUUUUUAAGGGCAUUUAAUG
Balearica regulorum gibbericeps (East African grey crowned-crane) is the source of this 1027-nucleotide messenger RNA. Lineage: Eukaryota; Metazoa; Chordata; Aves; Gruiformes; Gruidae. The record is from RefSeq and is a predicted model, not a curated record.